UAUUUAUUUUUGUUUACAUGUGUAUAUUUGUGUAAGAUUUGAUUUGCACUUGACUGAUUUUCCCCUGCCUCUCUCCAGGGGUAGAUGGGUUGCACCAGCUGUUUGAGGAUCAAAUUAUAUCGGGGCACAGCGACCACAUCAAACCGGAUGAAACUAGGUCAGGCUGAAUCAGAGCAGACUGAGAGCAGACCCCGCUGAUCCAGGCGAGCCCUGGCCCCUUCCAGUUUCAUAUCCAGUUGAGGGCCCAAGAGUGGAUGGAAGGAGAUGAUUUUAACACAGAGGCUGUGAUGAACAUCUGUGAUGACCUGAUGGCAGACCAAAGGAUGGACAUCUCGUCUACAAUGACUGAUUUCAUGUCGCCCGGCUCCACCGACAUCAUCACCAGCUCCAUCAGCACGCCCGGCAUGGACUACACCCGCAAGAGGAAGGGCAGCACCACGGAUUACCAAAUUGAUGGCUUCUCAUUUGAUGACAUGGACCCAGACAAAGAUAAACUGGGAGGUGACCAACAGGGCCGGAUUAAGAAUGCCAGAGAGGCUCACAGUCAGAUCGAGAAGCGGCGCAGGGACAAAAUGAACAGCUUCAUUGACGAGCUGGCCUCUCUGGUGCCCACCUGCAACGCCAUGUCCCGCAAACUGGACAAGCUGACGGUGCUGCGCAUGGCCGUCCAGCACAUGAAGACCCUCAGAGGAGUAGCCAACCCGUACACAGAGGCCAACUACAAGCCCUCCUUCCUGUCAGAUGAUGAGUUGAAGCACCUGAUAUUAAGG
Notothenia coriiceps (black rockcod) is the source of this 770-nucleotide messenger RNA. Its product is annotated as aryl hydrocarbon receptor nuclear translocator-like protein 1. Gene Ontology annotation, cellular component: nucleus; cytoplasm; transcription regulator complex. The record is from RefSeq and is a predicted model, not a curated record. The transcript is spliced from 8 exons. Gene Ontology annotation, molecular function: DNA-binding transcription factor activity; protein dimerization activity. Lineage: Eukaryota; Metazoa; Chordata; Actinopteri; Perciformes; Nototheniidae. Gene Ontology annotation, biological process: regulation of DNA-templated transcription. The annotation marks the transcript as partial.